CUUAACAUUUGACGUUUUAAUUUUUAAGUUUGGCAACAUAAUUUCGCAAUUUCUAAAAGAAAGUUUAGAUCGAUGGUGUAGGUAGCGAGGGUUUUUGCGAUUUAACAUAAUUUGUGAUAAAAGCACAGUGUUCGACUGCACCGCAGUUAUUCUUCUUUGCUUACGAGUGAUUUACUGAAAACUCAAAAUGGGCAAUGAAAACUCAAUUCCCAUGGAGCUCUGUUCCAACUCGCGUGUUAACUGCAUUGAUUUUAAGGUGGAGAACUUCGACGCCGAUGAGAUCCGGCGGCUGGGCAAGCGUUUCCGCAAGCUGGACUUGGACAAUUCGGGCGCCCUGUCCAUCGAUGAGUUCAUGUCGCUACCGGAGCUCCAGCAAAACCCGCUGGUGCAGCGCGUUAUCGACAUCUUUGACGCUGACGGCAAUGGAGAGGUGGACUUCAAGGAGUUCAUCCAGGGUGUGUCGCAGUUCAGCGUGAAGGGAGACAAGCUCUCUAAACUGCGCUUCGCUUUCCGCAUCUACGAUAUGGACAACGACGGGUUCAUCUCUAACGGAGAGCUGUUCCAGGUCCUCAAGAUGAUGGUGGGCAACAACCUGAAAGACACGCAGCUGCAACAGAUCGUCGACAAGACGAUCCUCUUCGCAGACCGCGACGAGGACGGCAAGAUAUCGUUCGAGGAGUUCUGUUCCGUGGUUGGCAACACUGACAUUCACAAAAAGAUGGUCGUCGACGUGUAAGGCGCUGCGGCCGGCUCCGUGUUGCUUCGCGUCUUCUUUGAGUUUGACACGGGGCCUCUUGGUCACUAGCCACACUGUGCUUUAGGAGUACUUAGUUAAGAGUCAAGUGUAAAAAUAUGGGUGCACACCGAACAUGUCGCGUAGCUCUUAUGUCAGCGAAUUAAGAACUAUGGGACAUAUUUUUGAGUAAGUUAUAUUCACCCAUAUUUUUACUCUUGACUGUACCUGAAAGAUCCUUAAAAUUAUUCCGAUCAAACAGACAAGGUUAAUCUAGAGUUAAGGUGCGUCCAUACCGCAUUUAACUUUUGUCGAGCAACACUGGUGCAACACAGUAACUUUAGGUGAGUUACUUACUGUUACACAGUGUUGCUCUAUAAAAGGUAACUGCGGUGUGGAUGCACCUUUAAGGUGCGUUCAGAUCUUGCAUUGCAUCUGUUUGCGAAAGGCUCGCUAAAUGCUCGUGUGCAUUACUUAGUACAUUGGGUGUCCUGACUUAGAUACCAACUUCGCCAUACUAGCUGUAUAGAAAAGUGGAUACUGUGUGUACCAUCGUCGUUACAGUUAAUUAACCUUAAGGAACCCUUAUUGCAACGAGAUAAGAUCCACCAACGAUCAGUUAACUGUAUCGCUGAUAGUACAGGGGGCCCUGUGCGAGCAAUUUGGACGGAUCUUUAACUAUCACCACACAUGAUGUUUUAACAUGACACAUUUAACCGAAAGCACAAAAAUAAAUUCAAACUACUUAGCAUCACAUUUAAAUUUAACUUUAUGCUUUGUACAAAGGAAACUUAUAUUCUUAUUUGUGACGUUUUCAACCAAAAGGUACCACAUUGUCGCUUGUCGAUAAGGUUGAUUUCUAAUUGAAGCUAUAUGGAAAUAGCACCUUACUGACAAGCGACAAUAAGUACCGUUUCGGUUGAAAAUGGCACAUUUGGUGAAUCUGAUUAAUGUAAUUUGGUAUGUAUAUUGUAAUUGUAUAGUCAGAUUCUCAAAGUCCAGUGUGGCGGGUCGCAGCGUCCCGUAGUAGCUAGAACACUAUUCAAUUGCGUCGGUCAGGGCGAGGUCGAUCAAAUCUAUAUCGAGAUAUCAAAGUACUUGGGCAGUUCUCGGCUAUGCUGUUUUUAACAAAAUUAAAUAUGACUCUCAAGAACGCUACAGCUUCAUGUCGGUGAUAAAGUUUUAUAGGUCAACAGAAACAUUUUUGCCGAUAUACGUAAAACUACACAUAUACAGUAAUCGUUUACUGUUUAUAAAGGUUUUAGAAGAAAUUUUAAACCCGGGUAACCUUAAGGUUAACCCGUGUACCUCGGUCCAGUUGCAAUAUGGAUUGUUUACCACAAAUAAAUGUCGAGAACUGCCGUUAGUCCGCGACCGAUGCUCCUAUCAUUAAAUCAUUAUGGUAACUCUUCCUAGCUUAAGUAAAACAUACAUUUUAAUAGUUAUACGAUGUCAUUAGAACUUUUAUCAUAGUCGAAACGUGAGUAGAUUUUUGUUUUAUAAUUUUGUUGCGGUAUAUUUUAGUCGGUAUUGUUAUUUAGUAUUUUAUUUCUGCAGUAGGUGUCGGUCGAGUCGCGCGGGCCGCCAGUAGGGCGGCUAACGAGCCGUUACAAACUAUAGUCAGGUGUUAGCGUAGCGAGCGGCGCGGCCGCGAUGCUAGCCCAUACAAUAUUAGCUGACGAUAUAUACGCUUAAUAUAAACAACGGGUGAUAUGUUGUCUCGUUUUCAAGUAAAAAGUCCUAUAGUUAGACCAAGAUAAGUCUGCAACGAUUUUGAUAGCACGUGUGCUAUCGUGCACUAUAGGUGCAGUGCAAGUGUUAUUUAUCUUUAUUUAUAAAAAUCAAUCCCUACAUCACUUGGUCACGUCAUCACGCGUGAACGGGUGGACCAAUUUCGCUAACUUUUGUUUUGUUGCGUUUGUUAUUGUCAAUAGAAGGUUCUUAUUAAAGAAAAAAAUUAAGACUGCAAAAGAAGAUAGAUAAUAUCAGUGAAACGAAGUUCGCCGGGUCAUCUAGUACGUCAUAAUUUCAUAGAAGUUUGACGUUUAAAAUAACAUUGUCACUGCGUGUGCUAUCAAAAUCGUUGCAGACUUAUCUUGGUCUAACUAUAGUAACGUAAGGCUUGAUUGUCGACAGUUAUGAAUUGACCCUUAAGUAUAGGUAAAUGAAGUUAAGGCUAUAUAUAAGGGUCAAUACGUAACUGUCUAAAAAUAAUUCUUACGUAACUUCGACAAUAAAUUGUCGGUCGCCAUUAGUAUUGCUUACAGGCAUAAAGAUUGCAUACUAAAAAUCCAUGUUGAUACCCGACAAUGUCUUUUCCUUGAAAUAGUCGCACAUUAGCCCGUAUAAAACCUUGUAUUUUCAGAGUUUCGGUGUUGUCUUGUAGCCUUUAUAUAAUCAUAUUAUAUGAACGCCUUGUAAUAUUGAAUGGGCAGUAACUGAGUACACGGGUAGACGGUUUAAUAAGACAGUUAGCUGCACGAUAACAGCAUAUAAUCUUUUCGACACGAUAUUUAUAUAUAUUACUUAUAGAGUAGCAGGUGUACCCGUGUACCCGCCGGGUGGGUACCCGAGGUUUUCAGAAAAAAAUGUACCAUUAACUUUUUUUUCGAAUUACUAACAACUUUUGGGUCAUUUCGACUCAGAAUCACGAGGAAGUGAUUCAAAACAAGAAAAAAAAGCGUUUCAAGUUUUUCAUACAAAUUUUAUGUGUUAGUUUUGUGACGGCGCAUAAAAAAUUAGAGACAAACCAAGAAAAUUCUGCAGAGAUUUUGACAGCACACGCAAUGCGGGUGUUAUUUUAAACGUCAAACUUCUAUGAAAUUAUGACGUAUAAAAAUAACACUGGAACUGCGUGUGCUGUCAAAAUCUCUGCACUUUUCUUGGUCUAACUCUAAAAUGCGUCACAAAACUCAAUUGUUUUCCUUUUUAAAUAGUCCUUGUGAUUCUGAAUAGAAAGAAUCCAAAAGUUAAAAAAAUAAAUACUUAGUACACUUUUUCCCGAAAAUUCCCACCCGUAUCGCGGCCGUCCUCUCAGUAUUUACUUCUACUAUACUAUACUGAUCUUAUCGCCUUAUCCGAAUUUUAUACAAUUAACUGUAACUUUUUAAUGUUAGCUUGUUCUAGUGUCCUUUACUACUGUAAUAUAAGGAUGCUGUCGUUUGUA
Molecule: messenger RNA, 3899 nt
Organism: Cydia strobilella
Lineage: Eukaryota; Metazoa; Arthropoda; Insecta; Lepidoptera; Tortricidae
Gene: CanB
Product: calcineurin subunit B type 2
Exons: 6
Coding region: 188-736 (182 amino acids)
Biological process (GO): calcineurin-mediated signaling; protein dephosphorylation
Cellular component (GO): calcineurin complex
Molecular function (GO): phosphatase binding; calcium ion binding; calcium-dependent protein serine/threonine phosphatase regulator activity
Source: RefSeq, a predicted model, not a curated record